Geodia barretti is the source of this 1984-nucleotide messenger RNA. NCBI's taxonomy places the organism in Eukaryota, Metazoa, Porifera, Demospongiae, Tetractinellida, Geodiidae. The record is from the annotation of a GenBank genome assembly.
CCAACAUACAGAAUGUUGACUAACUGAAGGUUAAUGAGGUUCGUCUCUCCAUCAUGAAACAGAAUAAUCCAAGGUUUAUACUCCGCAACCACAUUCUACAGACUGCCAUAGAACAUGCAGAGAAAGGAGAUUUCUCUGAGGUCCGUCAUCUGUACCAGAUGCUGCAGACACCCUACUAGCAUGUGGGAGGAGUGGGGUCUCCUGGACCAGUGGUUGAGGCCAGGGAGGAUGGAGGGACUGUGGCUUCUCGUGAUAGGGGAGGGAGAGGAGAGGGUGGGGAGGAGGCGGGAGCUGUGGGGUGUGUGGCAGUGGGUCAGAGGUCAGUCAAUACACAGCAAGCCACCAGAAUGGGCUCUGACUCUGUGCGUCACCUGAUCCUCCUAGUAGCCAGAGAACCAGGUGAUGUUGGGGUUCUCUGGCAGUGCUAUAAUAAUUAUGCAGUCUGCAGUCAGGUGGACACAUGGUUCAAUACUUCACUGCAGUUGGAGCAGUGGUAGUGAUUAUGACGGGUCAGACCUAAACCACUUGUGGCGGAUGACCUAGAUGAAAUAACAUGCAUCUCCCCUGCAUGCUAUGCCAAAACUGACUUAUGCGCCUGCGCAAACGUGUAUUUACGCGAUGAUGUAAUCAGUAGAAGGGCGUGAAAACAAAGGGCGAAGACAGUAUCGUGUUCACUCUUCCUUUGGAGGCCAGUCCGUUACCGGUCAUCUGCGUUUGCAAGUUAGAGGUGUCACAAGAUACUGCCAGGCUCAGAGCCGGCCUCUCACUGCUACUGUGGCCAUCAGUUUGGACACUUCUCUGGACAAGUGGGAGAUGGCUGUGCUCACUACCUGGGAGAGGUGGUGGGUCCCGGAGGUCAAAGGUGGGAGCUGCAGCUAAAGGGAUCGGGGAAGACCCCCUACUCAAUGUUUGCUGAUGGCAGGAAGGUCCUCCGCUCCUCAAUCAGAGAAUUCCUCUGCUCUGAGGCCAUGCAUUAUCUUGGAAUUCCGACUACAAGAGCUGGUCCUGUAUCACAUCAGAUGACACUGUGACCAGAGACAUUCUCUACAGUGGCAACCCCAUCCAGGAGAGGUGUACUGUCAUCACCAGAAUUGCCCCCACCUUUAUCAGAUUUGGAUCGUUUGAGAUAUUCAAGACGAGGGAUAGGGAGACAGGUCGUGUGGGGCCAAGUGUGGGACGUGAGGACAUUCUCCACCAACUACUAGACUUUGUCACUCAGUCCUACUACCCUCAGGUUCAUAUCCAGCAGCCAGAGGACAGGAGAGCCAGGACUGCUCUCUUCUUCAGAGAUCUGUGUGUGAGGACUACCCACCUGGUGUCUGCCUGGCAGUGUGUCGGCUUCUGCCAUGGGUUAGUUUAGAUCUCCUUUCUUCCUUCAACUGACCUUUGGAUCUUCGAUUUAUAACUUUUUCACUUAUUAUAGUGUAAAGUGUGUUACAUUGACUCAGUAUGUCAGCUUGUUUGUAGCGAUUGACAAUUUGACAUGUACAGUGGAACCUCCGAACAAGGGACAGUUUGCUGAUGGCGAAGGUCCCCCGAGUGGGUGUCCGGUGGAAACCUGGGCAAGUUGGCCGAGGCUCUCUCUCCUUUCUCUCUGAAGAGGACACCUUCCCUCGCACUAAACAGCCUAUGAUUAUCAUCUGUUUUAAUAGCUACACUUCUCUUCCUCCAGGGUUAAUGAGGUUUCGUCUCUCCACCAUGAAACAGAAUAAUCCAAGGUUUAUACUCCGCAACCACAUUCUACAGACUGCCAUAGAACAUGCAGAGAAAAGGAGAUUUCUCUGAGGUCCGUCAUCUGUACCAGAUGCUGCAGACACCCUACCAGCAUGUAGGAGGAGUGGGGUCUCCUGGACCAGUGUUGAGGCCAGGGAGGAUGGAGGGACUGUGGCUUCAUCGUGAUAGGGGAGGGAGAGGAGAUGGAGGGGAGGGGCGGGAGCUGUGGGGGGUGUGGCAGUGGGGUCAGAUGUCAGUCAAUACUACAGCA